UUGAGUUAAACAUUAACCAAACACCUGAAACACGGAUCCUCACUCUGCUGAUACGUUCAAGUUUUAACUCGACGUCUGAAGCUUCAGAGCAGAGAAGAGAAGCAGCGAUGGCAAAACUCUGUGCAGUGAUUUCCUGUUUGUUGCUGAGUGUCGGAGCGGUGACGGCACAGACAGCUCAGACUCAGACUGAGCAACUGCUGCCUCAGUGGCUCACCGGCAUCAUCGCCGUCGUUGCCUUCCUCUUCCUCACCUUUGUCGGCUUCCUGGUGAAGAAGGCCUGGUGUGAGGAGUCCAGCAGGAGGAAGACCACUGUGGAGUCUGUGGGAGAAAAUGAAGUCGUCAUGACCAACGGGAACACCUACGAGACGAGUCUGGACAUGGUCAGGAGCAAAGAAGACUUGAACGCUUACGACAACCUGGUGAUCGACGACACUGAAGUCAAAGUCACCAUCAUGUGACCGCCCUGCUCUGAUCCUGCUGUCUGAACAUCGUCCUCAUCACCACCUCUGGACGGAGACACAAACACACACAGUUAUUUUUUACAGAAAAACAUUUGCAGAUAAAGUUUUAUGUCUUUGUUUUGAUGUACCUGUUGUCCCCGGCGGGCGGAGCUUACAGUGAGGAACAUCAGAUAUCAUCCAUCCUCUGUUUUUAUUGUAUCUUCUUACAAAUCAUUUAGCACAAAGUGUGACCUUAUUAUACAGAUUAUUAAUCAUUUAUUACUGUGACUGAGGCUUUAAAGGGCAACCUCUGUAUUCUCAACCAGGACCCUGUUCUCCCAUGUUUCUGCAUCUGAGUAUCCAUGUGGAAGUUUUGAAACUGGUCCAGUACUGAAGGAGCGUGCUGCAGCUGUGAAACAGGCUGUAAAAUAACCACUGGGGUCACGUUCACGGCGUCAGUGUACGUCCACUAAGUGUUUGUCUCUGCCGCUGACAGUCUCAGAUUGUUUUUCGAAUGCUGUGCUCACCUUAAACAAAUUGUCUUGUUGCGUUACUCGCACGUAUACGGCCUCUGGAGUGGUUUUUUGGGAGUAUUUUGCAGCUGGUGAACAGUCACAGUCACAGCUGUGCUAACUAGCUGAGGAAGGCAGCUAACAGCUAACUUGGUUGCAGUAAAGUACACAAGUGAACUGGUGCAAAGUCACAGGCCUUAAACUCUGCGACUAAAGCCUGCGACUUUGCACCAGUCCGUCAGAACUGAAAGAAGCCUUUUGGAUGAGAGGUGAAACAUCCUCAAGAAACUUCAGCAUGUCCAGUUGCCUGACACAGAACUUAGGAGUACCAUGACCUGGAUGACUGAGAAUCUUCAGCUUCCUGUUGUUUAUCUUCCACAGUAAGAGCCCAACUUAAAUAACACACAGCAAUCACAGAUACGUAUUUUCAGAACGUACCAUGUCGUCCCACACCUCAAGUCCCGACGGGCCACAGUGUUUGUCCUCCAUUUCUGAUUCUCAGUAACGUCAGGAGAACCUCAACUAGAUCUCAACACUGACACAGGUUUAUGGGAAUUUCUCACUCAAGUUUUAAAAAAUUUCAACUUGUGCAAAUCCAGUGCUGCAGGAAUGAGUCCUAUACCCUGGACAUGAGUUAGCAUGUUAGCAUGUUAGCACUCCUGGUUCACUCAUCUCAAAGUCCAUGUGUUUCUGGUUAGAUGUCUGACAUCACAUUUUGUUCUACCACAUCAGUUUAUAUCAAUUUAGAAGCUACGAUGUGUCUUUAAAAAGACGAGUGCCAACAAGAGGCUAAAUGAGACGACAGACCAUCAUCACGCUGAACACGACUUUACAGUCUUAUGGUGGUGACGUUCAGUCACGUCAUGUGACCGUGGUGUAGUUUGUUUAUAGCCUUACGUUAACUUUUUACCUCUGGUGAUUGAAUUCAGGCUUCAGUGAUCAUUACAGAGGGGUUUAUUUGUGAGGAUUAUCUCACUGAACACAACCUGUAAGUAUCAUAAACAUUUGUUUGUCACAGAGUUUAUUUUCUGCAGUAAUCCAAAAUUCAGUGGAAAAUCCCGUUGGCUUUUUGAGGAGAGAACAAGGGUGAUGCUAACUACAGGAAAACGUGAUCCCUGGGGCACUCUGUAGGUAAAUAGUGCAAAUUCACAUCUUUGCGUUGGCUUCAUAUGUAAUCUCACCACAUUUCGUUUAGUGUGAACGUACAUAAGUGUCCUACCACAUUAUGAAAGGAUCCCUACAGAGAUAGAGCUUUGUGUUGAAGAUAAAGAUCCAGAAACAGCCCAGAAAUCACCGUCACCAAACCCACCAGACUCCAUUUAAAUAAAGUCAUGUUAGUGUGUAUAGAGGCAGCAUGUUGUCACAUCUAACUGGUGAGUUAAGGGUUAAUUUAAACCAAACCAGAGCUGGUGAUUGUUGGAACAGUGGAAAGAUGAACCAAGAUGGUUUCUGUGAGUCUUACUUUGUAGAUGAGGUGUGUCUCACAAUGAUAAAAUUUGUGACAACAUGCUGCCUCUAUACACACUAACAUGACUGUUUAUUUAAAUGAAGUCUGGUGGGUUUGGUGACGGUGAUUUCAGGUCUGUUUCUGGUUAAACAAAAAGGAUCUGACUCUUUAACACAAAUCUCUGUCUCUGUCGGGAUCCUUUCAUCAUGUUGUCAGACACUUACACUUGUGAUUGUGUCAGUGUGCCUGAUUGUGUGUGUGUCUCUGCUCGUGUCGCUCACUCUCCGUUUAGACACAGCUGACGAAUAUGUGGCAGCAUUAGAUGCUUAUGUAUCAUUGAUCAGAUUCAUCAGUCAGGACUUGGUGUCACAAUCCCUCAAGUUUCAGAGCACAGGUGUUUUCCACCCCCGACACAUCAUCAGUUGUGCACCUCGACAUCAGCGGGUGUUUCGGCCUUUAUCACAAGACCCCCUCCGUUGAGGCGGGCCCACCACGUGCUGAUCGACCUGGGUGUUGGCUCCUCCAUGGUCACCUAGGGGUCCAGACGGGAUCCUUUCUCUUCAGCCACAGCUGAUGACUGCACCUCUCAGCUGUGUUGGACAGAUCCUUCACCACUUUCCUCUGGGCCUGCCCAUGAAUCCUGAUUUCCUUCAGGGGCCUAGUGGUGGAUCUAGAGACGAAGCCUCUGCAGCCCGCCUCGAUCGGUCGCACCUCAGCUUUCCAGCCUCUACUCGCCGCUUCAGUUACAAGAUCAGCAUAGAGCAAUCUCGCGUUCAAACGCCUCCUGCGUGGCAUCCUCCCAAGGGACAGUUAGAUCUAUGAGGAAGGCACGCUGACAGGCCUUCAACCGGAGGAUCAGGUCUGGUCGUAAGUUGGUUGCUGCAGUCUCUGGUGGAACUAUGAGACUCUGGCCCAAGUCAGCGUGUGUUUCCAGUCCCUGGCUCCAUGUAGCAGGGCCUGAAUCAGGAGGCAAGAGGAUGAACAUUGCAGGCUGUUGAAACUUACUCUGGGGUUUGAGAGGAAUGGUGUUGGUGGUGAACCUCUCUGGCUCAAGCUCAGCUGCCAAGCACUUAAGAAUCAGGUCAUUUAUAUUAUAUUUAAUAUCGAUUCUAUAUCAUUUACAUUUUCAGUGUUUUUGUUGCAGUUUUGCUUGUGGCUUGUUGGAAAAAAAAACAGACCAAAUGCUGAUUCUAUCGUUGCAGAUCAUGAGCCGGUCAGGGCGCUCAGCGCCGUGCUGCAUCCAGUGUGAACAGCCCAGUCAGAGUACACGGGCGCUAAAAGCAAGUGGGCAGCGUUUCACGGAAAAUCGAUGUGUUUCCAGUGUGAACCUGGCAUUAGAGAAACAAUCUGAGCGUGUUAGUGACAAAAACCAACACUUUGAGUAGAUGUACAUCGGUGGUGUGAACCUGACCCAGCGGUUACAUUACAGCCUGUUUCAAAAUAAAAACUGUUGUCCACAUCAGUCACUGAUGUGGACAACAGAGUCCAGGUUAAAAAUCCAUCAGUCAGCAUGCUUGAUGUUUUUCAGUCACGUCUGGAGCUUCAGAGCAGUAAACACGAGGAAAGCAGCCGUCCGUCCUGUGAUCUCUGUGCUGAUUAAUAAGUUAUCUUUUCUAACAAACUGCUGUGUCGACUCUCGUUACUGAUCAGUGAAAGAAUGACCUGUGAUUAAUAAUUAAAUCCUCUGACAAUAAAGUUUCAUUUUACAGAAAA
This is a messenger RNA of Epinephelus lanceolatus (giant grouper), 4112 nucleotides long. It is a transcript of the gene pdzk1ip1, whose product is annotated as PDZK1 interacting protein 1. The record is from RefSeq and is a predicted model, not a curated record. Lineage: Eukaryota; Metazoa; Chordata; Actinopteri; Perciformes; Serranidae.